CGACCUUCUGUGGCAAAUAGCAGAAGCAGACGCGUGGUGACAGAUGACGACUGCACUUGAAAAGUCCUUCUGUGUUGCCGUUGCUCCACAGCACGGGCAUGGUGUUCUCGCGGCACUUUUACGCACUGACAUCUGCACUUAAGGCGAUCGCAUGGCCCCUCGUAAGUAUUUAAAAGAAACAAGCGCAAAAUUAUGUUGGUGAUUCAGAUUAACGCCGCCAGUAGUUGCUACGCGGAAAAAAAUCAAUUUUCGCCUGAACAGGUCCACGGAGAACCACCGAUAGGUCCAUGGGCUACAACAUUUUUCUAUCGGAAGAGAAGGAGAAGUGGCUUCUUGUACUUGGUGCACUACCAAAUAAACCGAGGAAAACCAUACGCGGAGCAGUAGUUGUCUUCAAGGUCGAGCAC
This is a messenger RNA of Amoebophrya sp. A120, 407 nucleotides long. Lineage: Eukaryota; Dinophyceae; Syndiniales; Amoebophryaceae. The record is from the annotation of a GenBank genome assembly.